UGGAAGGAAAUAAUUUUCUGGCCCAUGGCAUCUGAGAUUGACAUAAUGAUUCAGCCAAACUGGGCACCUUCCAUUUUAAUGUAUUCAGUAUCUCUAGUUCAAUUUUGAGGAUAAUGUGGUGCUAAUGUUGAAGAAGUCCAUGUUUUCUGCGACAAUCUGAGGUGUUAAUAAGAAUGAUGAAGAUACCAUUACUAAGAAAUGCAAUAUAAAAUCAGCAGAGAUGAGGUAUGGCAAGAGUGCUUACAGCAGCAAGGUUGGGUUUUUAAAUAAGUGAAAUCUAAACUAGAAAUGAGGAAUGAAUAAUUUCAAUAGUAGUAGAGGAUAAAUACAAAUUUUGCUAGCACUUGUGAUUUUAUUCCUGUUAAGUACUGACCUUGAUUGUGCUAAAAUGUUGAACCAGUUGCCGGAAAUAGGCCAAAUUGAUCGUUUGCAGCAGAAUCCUGCUGGUGAACAUUUCAGGGAAAUGAGGAAACGAGGAGAGGAAGAAAAAAAAAGAUGAGAGUAGGUGAAAAAGAGGAACAGAUAUCUUUUUAUUUGGGAAAGAGGCCAUUUCCAUGCUUGCAGCUGUUGCCACUCAUAGGAUGUCUAACUAGAGAGAGAGAACUUAGUGGAGAAGUGACUCAUGCCCAGUUCAUAUUGCCAAUUAGUUUUGCUUGAAAGAUGAGAUGAAACAAAUGGGACCAUACAUAGAGGUCAACAACUGAAUCAUUUUUUGGGAGAGGGACCAAAUUGAUUUCUUAUUGCCUUGCUGACUACAGUUCCAAUUAGCCUGGAUCAAGCUUAAACAUGCCUUUAUGACAAAGCAGCCAGGAAAUGGAAAACAUGGAUCUAAUAGGUCAGAUGCAUAUCAGUUAUUAAAUUUAAUCUCAUUUUAAUCAGGAUUAAAAUACCUGUUAUCACUGCUUCGACUAAUUUUCUUCUAAGCUUGGCACUGAAGAGCAGAAGAAUGGACUUUUUUGGCAGUCUCAAAUCAUCUUCUAAUUGUUGACAGGGAAAUCAGGAGGUGAAGAAGAUACCAAGCAAUCUAAGAAUCCAGUAUCAAAAAAAGUAUCGAUCACAUGGAUUCCUGUAUCCAUCUGCCGACUCCGCCGACAUCCGUAGCGAUCGGUCAACAUGACAGGCAACGCGGUCUCCGCCUAACGGUUAAAUAAAGAUGGCCAAUGGCGAGAUCAUCGUCGUCCCCUUCCACGACUCCAGCCACAUCUUCCCGACCACCGAGCUUGCCAGCCGGCUCGCCUCCCGUGGUUACCGUGUCACCCUCCUCCUGCCGUCGGCUUCGUCCUCCUCCAGCGCCCUCCACCCUCUGAUCCGAAUCAUGGAGUACUCCAUGCCCCGACCUUCUGGUCCUCCUCCUCUUUUGCCAUCGUCGUCAUUGUCCUUGUCUUGCGCUUCCCCGAGGCCACACUCCCGGAAUGACUGCUCUGCCUUCCGUGAUCUUCUUGCCGAGCGAUUUAAUGGCAGCGGCGACGAUAUGUCUCCCCCGGUGUGCGUCAUCGUUGACGUGAUGAUGAGCCAGCUGCUGGAUGUCUGUGGGGAAUUCGGGGUCCUCGCGGUUCUUUUAUUCACUUCCAGUGCGUGCUCGACCGCCAUGGAUCACGCCGCGUCAAAGCUAUCGACGGCGGACCUCGGCCCGGGUGGAAUGGUGAGUGUUCCCGGCUUGCCAGAGGAGAUGGUUCUGACGGCCACCGAUCUGAUGAGUCAGGGCCCGCCACCCCUGCCUUUUGGAUCGGGGGAUCUUGCUUUCGAAGAGGUUGCGACUGGGGCGCAUGAUGCUGGGCCACCGCCUCCACUGGUUUGGCCGUCGCCACCGUUGCCCGGCCUCCAUGGACGUCCGCCACCGCCACCACCGGAUUUUGGACUUCAGUAUGUGCCGCUGCUUCCGCGUGGAUGGGGGCACCAAGAUGGUCCUCCACCGCCACCACCGUUCCAACCGGGGCAUCAAGCUCGCCUUCCGCCGACUCAAAGCCGAGGGGUUUCAGUUGUCCCGCCACCGUUUCUGCCAGGAGGCGGUUUUGCUUCACCAAAGCUUCCAUUCGGUGGAGGCUCUCCGCCUCAAGCUAAGCCAGCAACCCCGAGUGGCCCGCCGCUGUUCCGGCUAGGAGAAGGCGGCGGUCCAACCCCACCACCAGGGCCAUGGCGCGGAGGAGGCCCGCAACAUGACCUCGCAGAAACCAAGGCAGUCGCGCUUCUGUUCAACACCUGUGAUGCUCUGGAGCGGCCGUUCCUGGACUACGUCGCCGACGAAGCCAAGAAGCCGGUCUGGGGCAUCGGCCCUCUCCUCCCUUCCCAGUAUUGGUCCGCCACCGGCUCCGUCAUCCACGACAAUGCCAUCAGGCCCAAGGGCCGCGGAGACGGAGACGCCGCCAUCGCCUCCGAGACCGACGUCCUCGAGUUCCUCGACUCCAAGCCCCGUGGCUCGGUGAUUUACAUCUCCUUCGGGUCCCUGGUCGUCCCCAGCGACGCGGAGCUUGCAGCACUGGCGUCAGCCCUGGAGGAGUCGAGUCGGCCGUUCAUCUGGGCCAUCCAACCACGGGCCAUGAGGCACGACGCGGAUGGGCGGCCUGUGGAGGUAGGCGGCGGGGUGGGUUACUUCCCGGAAGGGUUGGCGGAACGGGCGGCGGGGAGGGGGCUGGUGAUCCACGGGUGGGCGCCGCAGCUCCUGAUACUAAGCCACCCAGCCACCGGGGGGUUCGUGACGCACUGCGGGUGGAACUCGACGGUGGAGGUGCUCGGCCGCGGGGUCCCCGUGCUGACCUGGCCGGUGCACGGGGACCAGGUCUGGAACGCUAAGCUCGUGGCGAGGAGGCUGAGGACGGGGCUGGCGAUCAAGGACGAGCGCGGGGCGGUGACGAAGGCGAAGGUGGCAGAGGCGAUCGAGCGGUUGAUGUCGGACGUAGGGACGAGGGAGCGGGCAGCGGCGCUGGCAGCAGGGCUGUUCUCGGGAGGCUUCCCUGCGAGCUCCGAGGCCGCUUUGGAUGCUCUGCUGGAUUUCGUGGCGGCGAAGUGCCAGAGAAAAUGAACCAGGAUGACCGUUGAGAUCUCCAUGACGGCAUGAUCACAGCCGUCGAUUAUACUUACGCUGUAAAAUGAUUACUAUAGCAAUCUAUAUUAUGCGUCUGUCUAUAACUAUAUUUAUUGUUA
Molecule: messenger RNA, 3141 nt
Organism: Musa acuminata AAA Group (dessert banana)
Lineage: Eukaryota; Viridiplantae; Streptophyta; Magnoliopsida; Zingiberales; Musaceae
Exons: 5
Coding region: 1154-3019 (621 amino acids)
Molecular function (GO): UDP-glucosyltransferase activity
Source: RefSeq, a predicted model, not a curated record